Messenger RNA from Rotaria sordida, 429 nucleotides. The record is from the annotation of a GenBank genome assembly. NCBI's taxonomy places the organism in Eukaryota, Metazoa, Rotifera, Eurotatoria, Philodinida, Philodinidae.
AUGCUUCAAGAUCGAAAAAUUAAUUUUCCUCAAAAGUUUGUUAAAGCUCAAUUGUUACAGCUUGUAUGUACAAACUGUCCACCAAUAGAAUAUAUGAGUGACCGUAUUGCAAAGAAAUAUGCUGUAGAAAUCAUUCGUCUUCCAAAACUACACUGUAGUCUUAGUCCCAUUGAACUCCCAUGGAAUAAUCUUAAACAGUUUGUUUGUGAUCAAAAUACAGCAUUUCGUCAGAAUGAUGUAAAACAAUUAAUUGAGCAAUUUAUGAUGACGAUGGAUGAUAAACUUGCAAGUUCAUAUUUUCAUUAUGUUUAUAAAGUCGAAGAGAUGUAUAGAACAGCAGAUGAAAUUAAGGAAGAAGAAAUUGAACCACAUAUACAAUCUGAGAGUGAAGAAAUAGAUUCUGAUGACGAUGAGGAAAACGUGGAAUAG